AUCAAAUCAUAAAUAAAAGAUAAAUUAUUUUUAUUUUUUACCUAUUUGAAGAUUACAUUUUAAUUAUAUUUCUAUUUUAUAUAAUUAUAUAAAUAUAAUUUAAUAUUUUGUGAUCAUUGUAACUUUCUAAAGAUCAUUAAUAUUAAGCGUCGUUAUUUUUACUGUUUAGUAAUAUGGAUCGAAAAACACCCGAAUUGCGACCGGCCAUCAAUGAAUACUUUAAAGACCCGACUCCUUCAGCGAACUUGUUCGAUAAUAUAUCAUCACAUGCUACGACUGAUGCCAAACGAGAAGAGCCAGCUGUUUGUCGUAUAUUCCAACAGAUAGAAAAAAAAACCGAUAUAUUUGAUAUUAUAAACCCUCCUCCAGACAGUAACAGUCACAAUAAUAAUCCGGGAUUUGAAGUUCGAGAAGGUUAGUAGGAAGUAUCUAUAUAGGUAUUGACCACAAAUAUUGUUUGAUUUCUGACUUUCGGGUCUGUGGAAAAAACAUGAAAGUAUCGAAAAACAUAUACCAUUUUAGUUUGGGUACCUAUUUAGAUAAUUACUGUAUUGUCAGAAUUUUGUUAAUAGCAUUCCUCGACCAUUUUCUAAGUCCUAAUAUGGAUUUUAGGUCUAGUAAAAUAAAUAUUGAACAAUUUUUCAUAGAAUUUUUUAAAAUGGAAAAAUCAAACUUGAUUUUUGACAUUUGAUUUGAUUACUUAUCUGUGAGGUUAUACACAUAAAUUAUAUGAUAUUUUGACAUUUUUCUUAGACUCAAAAAUCGGAAAAACUUUUGUUUGUAGGUAUUAUACAAAUUGAAAUCAUUGAGUAUUUUUAUGAGUAACCUAUUAAACAAUUUGAUUUUAAUAUUAACUGUAAUGUUGAUUGUUGAACGAAAAUAUGUUUAAAGAAUAACAAAAUAAUAAUUAUUAUUGACAGCACCUUUUUUAAACACUGGAAAUGAUAGUGUUGAUCCAAUGUCAAUAUUUAUCCACGAGUAUGAAUUAUCUUUUGUGCCGGCGGAAGAUGAAAGGAGACGAUUUGCUUGGAUACCAUCAUCUAAAACGAAAAUGACACUCGAAAAGGCUUCACAAAUGAAUCAUGCAUUACCCAGAGAUAUGUUGACCAUGCCAGGAGUUGAAAAUGUUAAUUUUGUAUGUGUUUAUUGUUAAGAAUAAUUUAUAAUUAUUAUUACCUGUAUGUACAUAGUAUGAAGUUAUUAACUUUUUUUAUAGGCAAAUAAGACGUAUGAAGGUCUUGUAUCAUACCUCGGUGAGGCUGAGGCAGCACCGUUUAAAACCAAAACAAUUGAAGAAGUGACACAAGACGAGCGAGGUCUAAAAAUGUUAAUUGAAGACAGUAAUUAUUCAGAAGCAUUAAAUUUGACAACACGAUUGUUGGCAAUGUAUGGCCAAGGCCCCGGGCAAACGGGUUAUCCGAGUAAACAUACAAAGCACUCUCUUCAGGUAAUGUCUAUUUCUGGUACAAUUAUUGUAUUUGAUACUAAAAAUGGUGUUUUACAUUUUGGAUUUUUUUUUUGUUUAGUUAUGGCUUACUAGAUUUUCAUUAUUAGUGAAAAUUUGUGCGUGUAAGAUUGCAGUCAAGGAAGCUAUGGCUUGGGAUAAUUUAGAUCGACCUGAUCUCUAUAUGCAAUGGUAUAAGGAACUGUAUGGCAACAAAUAUGGUACACUCGUGCCGUUUAGCCUAAGACUUAUAUUGGCAGAAUUACCUCAGUAUGCGACUACAUCAACUAAUAUUUAUAAAAAAUUAUUUGAAGUUCUUUCUGGAGUUAGAAAAGUACUUAUUUGAAUUUUGUAAUUUAAUGUCUAUCUGCAUUUUUUAAUAUUAGCGAUUUCCUUUUUUUUAUUUAGAUUAUAUUAAAUUUAGAAAAUAAUCUCGCUGAAGAUGGACGAUGUGUAGAUUUGACAACUCAAGACCGAAACACUUCAAAAUUGUUAUGGUACUCAAGAGAAGCUAGGGUUAUACAUUCAAUUAUUAAUUGUGCUCUAAAUCAAAAAGUAAAACUAAUUCAAAUUUAGAUUUAAAAAUAAAAAAAGUUUUAAAAUUAAAAUUAUGUACUUUAUUUUUAGGAUUAUAAACUUGCAAUUCAAUUAUUAAAAGAUCUCAUUGAAAAUCCUAGAUUAAAAUAUACAAUCGAUCAUUCCCGAUCACUGUUGUCUGCGAUGGGUCGUAUUUGCUUACAAGUUGGGGACCUCAAAGGGCAUAGUUACUUUCUUAAAUCGUCUCGACUGAAACCUCAAUUGCUGUUAGUAUAUAUUAUGUGUGUUAUAAGUUGGUUGAUUUAAUUUUGUAUUUAAUAAUAUUUAUAGAGGAACAUUGGGUGAAAAUAAAGCUGAUUAUCGUGAAUUAAUAGACGCAGCAUUAUUAGCUAUUGCUCAAAAUAAUUACAAAGAAGCGUAUAAACAUUUUGAAAAUGCAUACAUAAUAGAUUCAAAUAAAGUUAUGGUAAGCAGAGUAAAAACUAUAUUUAUAUUUUCUAAUUUUAUUAUUAAUUAAUAUUCUUUUUGUUUAUUUUUUACAGGCUCUAAAUAACAUGGCUACGUGUUUAUUUUACGAAGGUCAAUUGAAUAAUGCAAUUUCAUUAUUGGAAGAUGCUAUACAGAGAUUCCCAGAGUUGGCAUUAAAUGAGAGUCUCUUAUCCAAUAUCCAUUGUUUUUAUCAAUUUCAAAAUUCUGCGUCUAAUAAACAAAGAUUACUUAAGUAUCAUAUAAUUUCGAAAUAUAAAAAUAGUGUUACGGAUAUAACUAAUUAAGACAAUUAAACUAUUACAUUAAAGUUAUUAAUAAUUAAUUAAUAUAUAUUUUAUUGUAUUCUGUUAAAUUAUAUUAUAAUUUAUUUUUAAAUUUUGGGCUAAGCAAUGAAGUAAGCUAAGUAUUGGUUUUAUUAUGUUUGCUUUUUUUCUAUCUAUAUUCUGUAAGCAACUUGUUUACCAUUUGAUCCAAUCAUUAACUUCAGAGGUGGUUUCUGGAACUAAAAUUUGUCUUGUUUUUGUGCAUAUUAAGGAGGUCAUUUUUGAUUUGUUAAAAAUUUUCAAGUUUCUUAAACUUGGUAAAAAAUGGGGAAAUGUAUACUAUAACUGUUAUUUUUGAUUUUGUUUUUUUGUUACAAUUCAGAAGAAAAUAAUUGUACAAAUCUGAAAUUUUUACUAGUUACCGAUAUUAACAGAUUUUAUACGUGAUAUAAUUUUUAAAAUAAUUUUUGAUUUUUUUUAGAUACUUAUAGUCAUUUGAAAUUGUCUAGUUUUUUGGUUUUAUUUGGAUAAAAUUGUUAUGAGUGUUAUGACACACGAAAAAUACUCGAAAAUGAAUGCGGGGUACAGCUAAUUACCCAUUAUAAUAAUGGUGAAUCAAAAAAUGUGAUUACAACCUGUUGCAUAAUAAUGAGUAAUAAUUAAUAUUAUAAUGGCCAAUAUUUAUUGUACAUUUUUUUUCUCUGAACUUUGAAAAAUUAUAAAAAAAAAUCACAAAUUUAAUGAAAAUAAAAAGUUGAAACAUCAACAUUUUUCAGUAGAGUAAACUAUAAAACUCAAUAAAAAAUCUCUAAAUCUCUCUAAAUAUAUUGAUUCAGAUAUUAGAAUCUUCUAGUUGUUGUAAAGCACUAAAAAUUCUAGGGUAUGUCAAAUGUGUUCGUACUCAGUUUGAACUGCUUACCUCUGUUCAAUUAUCAUACUGUGCCUUGGUUAGCUCUGUGCUUGAAAACAAUUCUGUAUUGUGGAAUCCGUAUAUAUUAGUCAUAGUUAUCUCUUAGUACGCGCACAGUGUAAGUUUUUGUGUUUUGCUGGUCAGGUAUUAAAAAUUGAGAACCAGCCACAUUAUUUUCUAGUUCAUUCUACUCUACACUUAUCUUUGUUGGUUGAUAGAAGAUUACAAGCUAAUUUAACUUUUCUUUCUAAUCUGUCCUGGUUAAAUUGACUCCCUAAAUCUUCUCUCUUCCAUUAAUUUCAAAUUCCCUAAUUUGAUCAUAAAAUUGAUCUGAACUUUUUCACUCUAAUGUUUAAGUCUCACUCUUUUAAUUAAUUUACUGUAUUAUUAUUUAUAUUUUUUGUUAUUUUUGUUGUUCAUUGUGUAUUUUGCUGUUUUGUGUUUUUUUAUUGUAUUCUUUAUGCAAUAUUUCAACUAUGUAUUUAAAUUUUAAAUGUUUGUUGUAAUGUAACCAUUGGGCUACCAACCUGUACUUUCAAUAAAAUAAAAAAAUAAAAUAAUAAAUAUAUGUAAAUUAUACAUGUUAAUACAUGAUUAUGUGUGAUAAGAGGAAAUACAAUUCAAUAGAAAAUAGAAAUUAAUAUUUAAACUUGAUUUUCUCAAUCAAACUGUCUGACCUGAUAAUAAAUCAUGCCCAUGACAGCAAUCUUCAUUGCUGGACUUGUGGUGUUUACUUUUGGGGAUGAGUGAGAUGUGCCGUGCACAAGCUGAUUUUGUGUCACUCCACAGAGCAUUAUAUAAAAUGUUAGUUGUCAGAAUGUGAAUAUCGUGAGAAAAAUUUGUAUGACAAAUUGUUGAUAAGUGAUGUAUUUGAAUAGAUGAGUGACCAUAUGACAAAAUUCCUUCAGAAAAUAUACCCCUAAAUAGUUUUAAUUUGAAAGACUCGUUAUUAUCAAGUCUCUCCAAUUUUAAUAUAAAUAUUAAAAACUUGAAGUAAGGAUAAAUUGGUUUUUAAGAAUUUAAAUUCUAAAAAAAUUGUUUUAAUUAUGAUAUAUAAUGUAUAUUUAUUAUUGUAAAACCACUUUACUAAGUACAUUUGAUAUUAUUAAAUCAUUCAAAAGUUUUAAUUUAAAAACUUAUAUCACUAAUGUUAUUCAUUACUCAUUAAUUGUCAC
This is a messenger RNA of Cinara cedri, 4818 nucleotides long. The record is from the annotation of a GenBank genome assembly. Lineage: Eukaryota; Metazoa; Arthropoda; Insecta; Hemiptera; Aphididae.